Ruditapes philippinarum (Manila clam) is the source of this 4133-nucleotide messenger RNA. Its product is annotated as post-GPI attachment to proteins factor 4-like. Gene Ontology annotation, molecular function: glycosyltransferase activity. Gene Ontology annotation, biological process: GPI anchor biosynthetic process. The record is from RefSeq and is a predicted model, not a curated record. Gene Ontology annotation, cellular component: Golgi membrane. Bases 69 to 1280 code for a protein of 403 amino acids. NCBI's taxonomy places the organism in Eukaryota, Metazoa, Mollusca, Bivalvia, Venerida, Veneridae. The transcript has a single exon.
UUAAGUUCGUUAUCUUACAAUACGUUUGUACUGUUUGAAUUCUGAAAUAUAAGGAUUUUUAGACGAAAAUGCACGUUUAUACUGGACUGCUAUUAGGUUUAAGCUUCAUAUUCUUAGCAAUAUAUUUCUCCAUUGAUGUUCCUUUCUCGGCUGUUUUCAAAUAUAGUCGUUCAUAUUCAGACAGGAUGAAAAUUGCGGAAUCGAAAAACAGAGCAAGAUUAAAGAAGUCUUUACAUUAUAUCUACACACGUGAUGAGCCAAUGCAAAAGAUGCCGCGACUCUCCGAGGCAGACGACAUUGACCUCCUGAUAGUAAUUGUAACGGUGUCACGAGAAAAAUAUUCACGGGAAGAGAAAAAUGGAUAUCUGUUUCAAACGGCGACUUCCAUGGACAAGCUUAUGAAAAGUGACGAAUAUUUCAAAAAGAAAGCAAUGGUUAUAUGCAAUGUAAAUGACGAUCCGGAAAAACAUGGAGAUGCUGUUGAACUUCAGAGUUACCUCCCUUUUAUAAACAAGGGCGGUGGAAACAAUCUUGGGUUUAACGUAACUGUUAUUCCGGAGCUACAGAACUGUGGACUUACAGAUGACGCGAGGAGAAAAGAACUUAUUGAUUACGCAUUUUGUUUGAAUGUCUCUCAUUCUAUUCGACAUCAGUAUGCUUUAUUCCUCGAGGACGAUGUGAUUCCUUAUGAAAAUUUAUUUAAAGUUCUACACCAUACGCUGAAAUACCGACACAAGCGAAAUAAACAAUUUUCUUUCCUAAAACUUUAUUAUCCAAUAAGGUGGCAAGGAUAUGCCUUUGAAAUAGAUCGGAUUCUGGAACUGAUAAGCUUUGGUACACUUGGUGGUGCUUUAUUUUCGAUUUUAGCUUGGUAUUUCGAGUAUGAUUUACCUAGAAAGAGGAAAGUUAAGAGUAAUAUUGGACCAUUUUUCAUAAUGGGAUUUCUGAGUUUUCUUAUCGUCGCCAAAAUUAUAGGUCGUAUGCAAGUAUUGGAGCUUCGCAGAAUUACCCCGCAUCUUUCUAAGCUAGGACCAAGUCCAGAAUCGUGUACACAGGCUAUGCUUUAUAAAAGAGAAACCUUGCAAGAUCUUAUCCGACAUUUGCUGGUCAACAACAGUCUUAAUAAAGAUCUGGCUAUCUCGGACUUUGCUAAGAAACAAGGAAGCUCAGGAUACUCGUUGGAACCAAAUUUGUUUGCACAUACAGGCAUGCGGACAUCAUUUUCGUCAGAAAGUAAAGACCCCGAAGAAUUUUUGUUCAACAUGCCAUUUUUAGAAUAAAUAGUGUUUAAGCUGUAAAUCAGUUAGCAGACUGGCUUAACAGUAUGAUUAUCAUAUGUUUAGGCAUACUUCAUCAUUGGACGAAGUCCUUAAACUUGACUGCGUCUUUCAAGUUAAUUUACAUUAGAACCGAGAUACGAAUUUUUUUACAUUUGAUUCAAAAGGUAAUAUCCUGUAAAAGUUCGAGUCAUUUAUAUGUCUCCUAUAUAAAUAAUAUGCUGCAACUAUGAAUACACUUUUAACAUUACUUCUUUUGUUGAGAGAUAAUCUUGUGAAUCAUUUCUAAUUUAAUUUCUUAACAGAAUAGCAAAUAAAGGGAAAAUUACGGUGGCACAGAAGUGACGAGUGUGUGUUUUUAUUAAUAUCAUGCGCACGAGAUACUUUGUCGUGCGUACGAUAUACGAUGUCUUUCGCACGAGUAAGUAAUUAGCGCACGAAAUACUAUGCCGUGCGUACUAGUUACUAAGUCGUGCGCACGAGAUAAUUAAGUCGUCCGCGUGAGUAACUAUGUGGUUGGCACGAGUUACUUUGUCGCGCGCACGAGUUACUAAGUCAUUCGCACGAGAUAAUUAAGUAGUGCGCACGAGUUACUUUGUUGCGCGAACGAGAUAAUUAAGUCGUGCUCACAACAUAAUUAACCAAUCAGAUUACACAUUACAUAUAUGAAUUUUUUCAACUAAGAUAAUUCCUGGUUAAUGUUUCACACGCAACAUUAAUCUUUGAAACAACUGAAGGUAUUCACUUGAAUAUUGAUACAUGUCUUUAGGGUCAUAUCAGGAGGUCAUUUUCUAAGGCCCGUAAAUCAGACAUUAAUUUUGACUAAAUUAUGGCCCUUUUUAUGCCACCACUUAAAAAGUGGGGAGUGUUGGUCAGUACGUGCGAACUGAUGACCUGUUAUCAUUUUCCAUACAAUAACUUUGGAAGGAAUAAGCCCUUGUUUAUUUAAUUUGGUAGGGACAUAUUGUCCAGUAGAUGACCCCUAUUGAUGUUUCAGGUCAUAAGGUCAAAGGUCAAGGUAUUGAAGGUACUCACUUGAAUUAUAAUACAAGUAUUUAUUAUACGACAGAGCAACUCGUGCUCACGAUAUAGUAACUGAGAUAAUUAAGUCAUGCGCACGGCUAAGUAACGCGUGCGCACGACAUAGAAUAUCGUUCGCUCGACAAAGUAACUAGUGUUCACGACAUAGUUACUCGUGCGCACAACUUAAUCAUCUCGGGCGCACGACUUAAUCAUCUCGCGCGCACGACAUAAUAUAUCGUGCGCACGACAUAGUAACUCGUGCUCACUUCAUGGAAAUUUAAAAUGUUAUCAGUGAUAAAACAAGAAAAGGACCCGUUCAAAUACAGACAGUACAUUACAACCUUCAAGUAGAUAGCAUAUAAUUUACAUGUACUUCAAUUUUAUUAUGCAUACCUUAGAAAUAAAGAUAAUAUUGUUAAAGAUGUAAUGUGUUCUAUAAAGUAUAUAUGUAUGUAUCAAGUGGAAAUGUACCCUAAAUACCAAAGUACGUUGUUACAACAGGGAUAAUGCACAGCGAUUUAUCAUAAGGUACUUUUCAUUAAUCUAUUAUAUCAUUUUUGCACUUUAUCUAAUUAGAGUGAUCCAAUCAAUGAUCAAUGAUAGGAAAAAAGAUAUGAGCCGCGUCACGACAAAACCAACAUAAUGCGUUUGCGACCAGCAUGGAUCCAGACCAGCCUGCGCAUCCGCGCAGUCUGAUCAGGAUCCAUGCUGUUCGCUUACCAACUCUUUUACAAGUAGAUAAACUGAUAGCGAACAGCAUGGAUCCUGAUCAGACUGCGCUGAUGCGCAGGCUGGUCUGGAUUCAUGCUGGUCGCAAACGCACUAUGUUGGUUUUGUCAUGACGCGACUCAUAUAUAUUUUAUCACAACGAGACUGUGUGGCAACCAGGAGUCAGAUUAAGGAAGUUUUAAAACACAAUGAGAAUUACAACAAGGAAAAUAAUUGGAUGAUAAAAUAAUUAUCUUUGUAUAGACAGGUAUACACCGGUCAUCCUAUACACUGCUUUUAGUUAAGAUUGAAACAAUUAAAGGCAAGCGGAAGUUUUUUCAUCCGACGAACGUUUGUAAGCUGAGAGUUCAUUGUUUGUUUGUUCACUGUACAUGUGCAUUUUCAAUUUGCACAUUUAGUGUCAGAUGCGUAAUAAUUGUUUUUGAAAACGUAAAUGCAUGGUGAUAUUUUUAUGAUGAAUUACGAAAUACUUAUAUUGAGAUUUUGCUGUAUUUAAGCUUUUAACGUUUCGACAAAGAAAUACUGUUUAAAAAAAAACACACAAAACAUAUGCGUGUACUAAUAGUCCUUUUUUUAAUCAGAACCUACCUACGUAAUAGUCUGGCUCCCUGCCUACAUUUACUACUGAACGUACGUAGAUUUAGGGGAAUAUUUCCAGACUACCUACGUAAUAGCAUGCGAAAAUGAUACUUAGAGUUAUUGAAAGUGGGUAUUGUUUUAUAAUCUUAAAAAAAUUAAUAAGAUUUCCAAUUGUAAGUUUCAUAUUAAGAAUUGACCAGCGGAAAUUCUACUUUUGUUCAGACCUUCUAGUUGUAUUUUACAGGCUGUCAGUGUGAAAUCAAACAGCCUAUCGUGGAAAAAGAAAACGCGUAGGCGCUUGACUUCUCUUUUAUGGAUUUGCCUUGUCUGUUACCGAUUUGCCGUAAACAAGGCUUUUAUUUAAAUAAAAUUUUAAAAUAUUUGAGCCGCGUCACGACAAAACUAACAUAGUGCGUUUGCGACCGGCAUGGAUCCAGACCAGCCUGUGCAUCCGCGCAGUCUGAUCAGGAUCCAUGCUGUUCGCUAUCAGUUUCUCUACUUGUAAUAGAGUUGGUAAGCGAACAG